AUGGUACAACCUAUAACUCUCAAAGAUAGAAAACAGUUCCUCGCUAAUGUUUUGGGAUGUAAAAACAUUACUUUCGAACAUGUCACUGUAUCUGCACCUAAAGAUAGCCCAAACACAGAUGGGAUUGACAUCAUGAGAUCAGAUGGAGUUAAAAUUAUAGACACGGAUAUCAAAACUGGAGAUGAUUGUAUUUUAAUUGGGGAUGGUGCCAAAAAUAUGGACAUCACGGGAGUAACUUAUGGACCUGGACAUGGAAUCAGUAUCGGUAGUCUUGGAAAGUUUUCAAACAAUGAACCUGUUGAAGGAAUUAAAGUGUCGAAGUGUACCUUGACUGAUACUUCGAAUGGUGUUAUAAUCAAGACUUGGGCAAGUGAAUUUCCUGGUAUAGCAUCAAAUAUGUAUUUUGAGGAUAUCAUUGUGAAGAAUGUUAGUUUUCCCGUCCUGAUUGACCAGAAAUACUGCCCAUGGAAUAAAUGCAAAAUGGAUGCAGAAUCGAAUUUUAAACUAAGCAACAUCAGCUUCAAGAACAUUCAUGGUACGGCUGAGCCUCCAGAAAUUGUCAAACUCGUUUGCAGUGGAAUUUUUCCAUGCAAAAAUGUAAAACUUGUCGACGUUGACAUUACGUUUAGUGGACCGGAUGGUCCUGCAAAAUCUGAAUCCAUGCAAGCUCAAGCAGCUGCUCUUGAUGUCGUAGCUAAGUUUUGCGUAAAGGCUGACUUGAAUACAGAUUUCAGUAAGCCAUUGUUGGAUGCUUGGAAAGAAGCUUGUGGUUCAACAACUCCAACAACAAUUUUGAUUCCUGAAGGGACAUAUUUGUUAAGUCAAUCAACGCUGGAAGGUCCUUGA
Molecule: messenger RNA, 846 nt
Organism: Hibiscus syriacus
Lineage: Eukaryota; Viridiplantae; Streptophyta; Magnoliopsida; Malvales; Malvaceae
Product: polygalacturonase-like
Exons: 4
Coding region: 1-846 (281 amino acids)
Biological process (GO): carbohydrate metabolic process
Molecular function (GO): polygalacturonase activity
Source: RefSeq, a predicted model, not a curated record